AUGGAUAAUUCCCUAAUGCCUGACUUAGAGCAUGGAUCGCAUGUCAGUGGUGACUCUACGCCGCGUUCUAGGUCGGUUCCUGCAAUCGAUUCGGGUUCCAGCUUGGCUGAUGGCACUCCUCCAGCUGGAGAGCAGAGGAAGAAAAAGCCUCGGAAUAGGAAGCCCAAGGCCAAGGUGGCGAUAGAUGCUGGAUCGGGUUCUGCACCAAAUCCUGUGAAUACACACCAAAAUAAGCGCGAAAAAGUGCCACCCAAGUUUUUAGAGCUCAAGAAAUUGGCUUCCCAGUAUAAGCCCUUGACGGUUAACGGUAUAGCUGUUUCGUCAAUUCGCAUGUCUUUGGCGGAUUACCUGCGCAAAGCAAGUCAGUCAUCUGAUCCCAUGUAUCUGACUCUAAUUCUGAAACCAUCAGACCCUGAUUUUGCAUACGAUUUGGACGUUUUGAAGCUUUCGCUGAACAUACCAGGCAACUAUCCCUUCCAGGGCUCCAAGCCAGAGAUCGUAAUUCUCAACGAUGACAUCCCAAGGGGGUUUACAUUGAAUAUCGAGGCCGGAUUCAAGUUGAUAGCUGCAAAAGCUGCGGGGAAUAAACUCGAAAAAGUUAUGAGCAAGAAGAAGAAAAAGAAUACCAAAGCUCCCGAAAGUGAGCCUGGUGACAAAACCAUAGACAUCGAAAUGGUCAAGGGAAAUGACCUAGCAUCCAUGAUCAUGACCUUAGACAAGUAUCUUGAAACAUUUUUGGCCCAAGAAAAACGUGAGACCAUAAAAAUAGUGCGCAGAAAACCAACCAUACCGAAAGAUGUUACGCCAGUACCUGUACCAGCAGUGUCUAUGGGCCCCUCGUCACAGCAGAAGAGGCGGGCCGAGGAGCUCAGUCAUAUACCACAAGAGGUGCUGGAGAGGAGAGCAAAAGAAAUAGAUUUGUUCUGCCAGAGGUUCAAGGACUCAAAACCAAACUUAUACAAGGAUACAUCGCAAAACACGAUCCUUUCGUUGGACCUGCAGUUCACAGAAGCAGACUUCAUAGUGGAGAUCGAGGGAUUGCAAGAGUUUCAGAUAAAGAACCUUCCUAUAAGACUGUAUGUGCCGCAGGAAUAUCUCUGGAACAAGAAGAAGUGCUUGCGCAUAGAGGUUGCGCUUUCUAAUCCAGAUGUACUCCGCAUGAUCAAUACUAUUCAGGACAAAAAUCUCAAGCUGGUGUUCGGGAAGAUGAUGACUAACCUCGGUACAAACUUCCAAAUUGUGGCAAUGGAGUUCUGUAAAGACAAUGCGGGAGAAGGAGAUGAGUCUCAGAAUCUAUUCCACUCAAUUACAUCUCAGCUGAACUUUUUCAUUUCGAAUGUGGAGAAGUUUCUGUAUGAGAAGAGCGAGUUCGUAAAGUGGAACGAAUUGAGAAAGCAGAGCAAUUUGGAGGUGCUGAAAUUGUACGGAUGA
This is a messenger RNA of Kuraishia capsulata CBS 1993, 1431 nucleotides long. RefSeq lists its product as uncharacterized. NCBI's taxonomy places the organism in Eukaryota, Fungi, Ascomycota, Pichiomycetes, Pichiales, Pichiaceae. The record is from RefSeq and is a predicted model, not a curated record. The coding region runs from base 1 to 1431 and encodes 476 amino acids. The transcript has a single exon.